UUCUAUGCAGCUGAAUGAGGGGAAAUUCAAACAAAAUGGAAAGUGUGGUUACAUUCUCCAGCCAGAAAUCAUGCGACACAUUGACUACGACCCGUUUGACAAACGGACACUUGUCAACGUAGAUCCCCUCACAGUAACUCUAACAAUCAUAGGAGCCCGCCACUUAGUCAAAUCUGGCCGUGGGAUUGCCAGCCCAUUUGUAGAAGUAGAAAUAUGUGGAGCGGAAUUUGACAAUGGAAACAAAUACAAAACUAGAACAAAGGUGGACAAUGGUUUCAACCCAGUGUGGAAUGACCAGUGUGAGUUUGACAUCAUCAACCCCGAGGUGGCCAUGAUAAGGUUUGUGGUCCAGGAUGAAGACAUGUUUGGGGACCCUAACUUCCUCGGUCAGGCUUCUUUCCCAGUCAAGAGCAUCAGACCAGGUAAGUUUCUGAUCAGAAGAUUGUCUGGGCUGAUAUGAAUGGAUUAUAUGAAUAGCAUUUAUUUUGCAAUAGCCAAGUUGCCAAAAAAUUGGGUUAAAAUUUUAUUUUUCAAUUUUGUGUAAAAAAAAUGUUGUAAAUUGUUCUAGUUUUUAGAAAAAUAUUUUAAAUUUUCUUAAGCACAUGUAUAUUUAAGGAUUUUAUUGGGAUUUCAAAUACAAGUUUGAGCAUAGAUCUUGUAAUUCUGAUUAUGAAAGAUACUUCCAAAACAUCCUUGACCGUCCAAAUUGGUAAUUCUGAUAUCACAGAUAUAUUAUAAAAUAACAGUCCUUUUAGUUCACUGCAGGAAAAGGUCCUUUAGUAUAGUUAUGUAAAGGUCUUUCUAUUCUAAGAGGAUAUCUUUUGUUAUGCCCAUUACUUGAUCCAUGCCAAAACUUUAUAAAUAAGUAUGUUGUCAUUUGUAUCAACAUUUGAAUUAUAAUAUGUGAUAUAGAAUUCGGUUACCGGUC
Lingula anatina is the source of this 928-nucleotide messenger RNA. RefSeq names its product 1-phosphatidylinositol 4,5-bisphosphate phosphodiesterase gamma-1. The record is from RefSeq and is a predicted model, not a curated record. Gene Ontology annotation, molecular function: phosphatidylinositol-4,5-bisphosphate phospholipase C activity; protein binding. Gene Ontology annotation, biological process: phospholipid catabolic process; phosphatidylinositol-mediated signaling; release of sequestered calcium ion into cytosol. Gene Ontology annotation, cellular component: ruffle membrane. Lineage: Eukaryota; Metazoa; Brachiopoda; Lingulata; Lingulida; Lingulidae.